AAAUUGAAAUAAUAUAAGACGAUUAAUUAAAAGGUGAGAUGAACGUUGCUGUAAUAUCUAUGUCAAAUCCUUUUUUAAAAUAGAAAAAUAAUCCAAUAGUCAGUUCGAAAUCGCCGUCGCGGUGGUCAGAUUCUCAGCAACCGCCGCCUCUUCCAUCCGUGAAAUGGAUUGAAUUCGUCGGAAUAUUAUCGUAAAUUCUGUAGGGGUGUUUAGAGGAAGAGGAGAAGGAAACCGAGCGCGACGGCGCGUGGCUUGGAGAUAAGACGAUGAUAACGCGAUCGAAUUUGGCGGAGCAGCUGAGGGAGUAUCAGAUUCGAUCUAAACACGAUUGGGCUUCCGUCUCCUUUUUCUCCUCCACCUCCAAUCUCACCUCUUCCAGGGUUGAUGUUGCGAUCUUUGUUAUAUGGGAGCUGGUUAUUCUAGCUUUCCUCGUCUUCUCAGCAGUUUCGUUAUAUUUUAGGCAUUUGAGGGUAGCUAUUAUCUUAUUCUGCAUUACCCUGAUAUUACUCUUAUUCAUGAAAAUUACCAAGCAGAUACGACUAACCCGGAAGAAGAAGCGAAGGAUGAUGCUUCCUUUAUCUAUGUAGAUGCCCAAUUUAUAUUAUUAUUUUUAUUUUUAUUUUUUUAACAAGAAAAUCAAUUUCUUCAUGUCGACUAUGAGAGUUAUUGACACUAUUGGCCAGCCUAUGGUUUUUUUUUUUUUUUUUUUUUUAUGAAUUUGUGGUACAUGUAAUUGUAAUUGACAGUUAAUCAUGUGAAAUUUGAGUGUAUGAAUUCAAGGAUUUUUUUUUCAGG
Molecule: messenger RNA, 795 nt
Organism: Erythranthe guttata (spotted monkey flower)
Lineage: Eukaryota; Viridiplantae; Streptophyta; Magnoliopsida; Lamiales; Phrymaceae
Source: RefSeq, a predicted model, not a curated record